GCGGAGCGACGGCGGGGCCGUGAGUAGCGGCCGCGGCCUGGCCCGGUGUCAUGGCGGCGGCGGCGGCGCCCAGCCCGCUGCAGCCCGGCGGGCGCGCUCCGGAGAUCGGCGCCGACCCCGCGGCCUCGGAGGUGACGAGCAGCGCUCUGCGCUGCCUGGCUGGGCUGGCGGGGCAGCUUAACCUCGGAGACGAUAUUGUGAAAGUUGUAAUCGAUUGGAGCAAGCUUCAAAGCACAUCAGCACUUCAGCCAACGUUGCUUCUUAGUGCACUUCAGCAGCAUAUUUUAUGUUUGCAGCCUCUUUUAGAAAAACUCCAGUCAUUGAUUAAAGAGGAAAAUAUAGGCAAUGAUGAACCUGCAGGUAAAACAGAAAGCCAAACUUGUGAAACAAGUUUAGAUGUUUAUGAUGAUAACUGUCAGACGGAAGAAAAGUACGCAAGUUAUGACUUAGGAGAUCUGAACAAUGCUCAUGUUAAUUUUGAUCCAGAGGUGGUCCAAAUAAAAGCUGGAAAAGCAGAAAUUGACAGGCGGAUAUCAGCCUUCAUCGAGAGGAAACAAGCUGAGAUCAAUGAAAAUAAUGUCAGGGAAUUUUGCAAUGUUAUUGAUUGUAAUCAAGAAAAUAGCUGUGCCAGAACAGAUGCAAUUUUCACACCCUAUCCUGGAUUUAAAAGUCAUAUAAAGGUUUCUAGGGUAGUAAAUACAUACGGUCCUCAGACUAGAUCUGAAGGAGCACACGGGUCCAGUCACAAAGCCAAUGUACCCAUUCAUGCUUGUGGAAACCAAGCUGUUGAGGAGAGAUUACAAAACAUUGAAGCACACUUACGGUUACAAACAGGUGGUCCUGUACCGAGAGACAUUUAUCAGAGAAUUAAGAAGCUUGAAGAUAAAAUCCUUGAGCUGGAAGGACUGUCUCCUGAAUAUUUUCAAUCUGUAAGCUGUUCUGGCAAGAGGAGAAAGGUUCAACCUCCCCAUCAGAACUAUUCAUUGGCUGAACUUGAUGAAAAGAUCAAUGCUAUAAAACAGGCAUUACUGAGGAAAACAAGAGAAAGCAAGUCCAAGGAGGCUGAGCAGAUUCUUCAUUAAAAAAAAAGUCUUUUCAGAAUCUUCAUCACACUUUUUACAUACCUAAACCAUAGAGCUGAGUUGUGUUGUUUGGAGAUGACUUUAGCAAUGAAAGCAAAGCAUGCAUAUAAGCUCCUUUUGGAUGAUCUUGAAAGCUUUUUUUCAGAAUAACUCAUUUAAAGCCAGUCUUAUUAAUGAAAUAGUUACUUUAAAAUUAAGAAUGUUUUAGGAAUAGCAUUCUAAUAAUCCAUUCCCUUCUGUUAUAAAGGAGGAUUGCAGCAAUAUUUGUACAUGGAAAGUCUUAACCCACAUACAAAAGCUACAUUUCACAUGUAAUUCUUGAUGACUGUGUAUUCAAAAGGGCUAUCUUUUGAAUACUUCUCAUGUAAGUAGUUUGCAUAGACAUGUGAAAUAAAAUUAAGUACUUCCUCAUAAGUAAACUGUCCUAGGGGAAAAAAAAAUUACAAAAAAUCUUUCAGUUUGCAUGCUUACCUGCAUUUUUUUUUUCUGUAUUUGUCACUGUUUUUGCAGCUGUUAAAAAUGCAACAAAUUGCAUUUCUGUUUGAAAGAUGGUUAUGGGAAGUCCUAUAUGUGUAAAGAGGCACAUGUUCUUCAAUUCCUCAGUGUCCUGUAGGAAUUCAAACUUCAUACCCUGCUAACAAACUUAAUAUAGUCUAAAGACCACUUCAGGGGAGUCUUGAGGAACGUGCCAGCAGGCACGAGCUUACCUUCCUUCCUUAUGUGACUUCUGAAGCACAGAUGCUGGGUACAUAGUUUAAAUUAAAGUCCGACCUUUGGCCACACAUGGAAGUGUCAUUUUUGUUUGUUGGUGUGGUGUUUUGUUUUGUUUUUUUUAAUAAACCACUUCUUAUUUA
Molecule: messenger RNA, 1936 nt
Organism: Tyto alba (common barn owl)
Lineage: Eukaryota; Metazoa; Chordata; Aves; Strigiformes; Tytonidae
Gene: MBIP
Product: MAP3K12 binding inhibitory protein 1
Exons: 9
Coding region: 51-1082 (343 amino acids)
Cellular component (GO): cytosol
Source: RefSeq, a predicted model, not a curated record